AUGGAUCAAUCGUUGUUCACAGUAUUUGGUAUUGGUGAUUUCGAAGAUAUUACAGAUAUGGGACCGAGUGGUUGGAGCUAUAUAUCGAAUGGUACUCUCUUUACAUAUACUCCCACUGGCGGCGAUCCCACUUUGGUGAAUCAACCGUUCGAAGGAUCUUGCUACGUUCAAUUUCAAAACGAAUCCAAUAUCAUAGAGACAGCACCAAUACUUUUUGCAAAUCUUACACCCAUUUCUAUAUAUAAUAAACUAUAUCUUCAAUUCUAUCUAUUUAUUAUAGAGGGAGAAACAAAUUCCUCAUCACUCAUCAUCAAACUCAACGAUACACAGGUCGCAAAAGUUGAUCAAUCAACACCUGUCUCCAACAACAUCACAUCGAAAUACCAAUACCGAUUAAUUUCAAUCGAUCUUACAGACUAUGCCAACGGUACCCAUUAUCAAUUAACAAUUCAAUAUGACCAAGGUGAAUCUUCACCCGGAAAUGAUACCAUUUAUCUAGUUGAUUAUAUUACAUUUUUAUCAGCCACCACAAAUCCACCAAUAGCAUCAAAUAUAUAUAUUUCAUCUAGUGGAGAUGAUACAAAAGGAGAUGGAUCAAUAGAUAAACCAUUUUGUAGUUUACAGCGAGCAAUAAAUUUGAUAGAGUCUGGAUACAGUGUUUAUUUAUUGAGUGACAUUGAAGUACAAUCUCAGAGCUUUGGUUUAACCUACAUAUUCGACACUCUCGGAAAGAAUAUUACUAUUGAAGGUUAUGGUUCCGGUUAUUCAAUUGAACAGAGUAAAACUUUUGCCUUGACACGAUAUGCUAUCAUUACAGGUGGACAGUUGACCGUGAAUCAACUUUCAUGGAGUAAAUCGUUCACCCCAAACUAUGGACAGGCUAGUCUAUUUACGGUUUCUGCUGGUUCCAGUCUGAUAGUCAGCAAUUCAAACCUCACCGAACUUCAGGCUUAUAUUGCAGACAAUGUUACGGCUAUUGCCCACUUGCAAUUGGAUUCGAACUGCAUACUUACCAAUUGUACAAUCAAUGUCUGCCUUGGUGACUUGUUUUAUUCCAUAGGAAAUAACCUCACUUUGAACGCAAUUACUUUUCUAAGAAACGAAUAUGGAGCUGUCUUUGUGCUAGAUAAUCCAUCCUCCAAUCUGUCAUUGACCAAUUCAUCAUUCCGAUCCAGUUUCAAUGUAUUUCUAGUAUUCAAUAUGAAUAUGAUAUACGUGUACAAUAUCACAUUUGCAGAUGCCGGAUAUUUCCAAAAGAACGACUAUAUCUCUGGAGGUACUUUGAUUAUCGACCAAUGCUCCUUCUUGAGAAACGCUCUUAUGGUCAAUUUUAAUAAUAUUCAACACACAAUUAUAUCGAAUACAGUCUACACUUCGAGUCAAUUCACAUCUCAACCACUUAUCAAUAUUCGCAAUACCAUCGUCGAUUCUCUGUUGGAGGUAUCCAAUGUCACUUUUUCAUUAUCACUUGCCACCUCCAACCCAAUUAUAUCUAUCCAAUCAGCGGGAUCCAAUUAUUUUAAUAAUAGUGCAUUCGUUUCCAAUCUUACACCUCUGAUGAAAAUCAUACAUACAAAUAUCACCUUUGACAAUAUCACUAUUGCAUACAAUUCGAAAUCAUCGGUUCUAUUUACUAUAGUUGGUGGAACUACCGAUCUUCUCAAUAUGAACGUCCUAGAGAAUGAAGUUCCAUUGAUUUCCUCAACCGGUGCAUCUCUCAACAUAAAUGCGUCCCUUUUUUUCCAAAACACAAAUCAACAAUAUAUAUCGAUUCCUUUUAUCUCACUGAUAAAACCAAACAUUGUCAACAUCUACAAUGUUACUGUCAUGUUUAGUUACAACUUUCAAUUUAUUUAUAUGACCAACGGACAGCAAGUAUCGAUUGAUACCAUCAACUUUUUCAACAAUUCCAUUGCCGAGUUGAUUUUGGCAUCCUAUACCAAAUUGGUGGUGAGCACUAUUAAGGCGACCGACAACUUUUUGGCAACGAAAUACCCUAUUGAAGUGGAUAACUGUGAUUUCACUUUAUAUUUUGCGACAUUCAGCAGAAACACUCAAUUCCUAUUGAUUACCAAUUCACAGUUUGCCGUGUCCUAUACUUACUGGAGUACGGUUAGCACUGUCGAUGGCAUGGAGUCAUUUUCAAUUCUCAACUCUACUGGAUCUUUCUAUGAAACCGAUAUCGAUUUAACUAUUCCAAGUACAGGAUUAUAUGUUGUAAACUCCUAUCUCAAUUUAACAGAGACUUUUUUCACUAACUUAAAUGCCUAUGACACUCCAGUUGGCUACUACCUAAACUCCACUAUUUAUAUGGCCGAGGCCAAUAUUGAAGGAAAUUCUGCAGGCAACAAUAUGAUGACCUUCCAAGAUUGUUCCCUCACCAUUUUAAAUAGUAACUUUUACAAUUUGACUUCGCCUACAAUCAGUAUAUUUAACAUUGUGACAUCCAAUGUAUAUAUCUCCGACUCUUAUUUCAAUGGGAAUAGUGGAGGAACAGGAAUUAAAUUGACGAAUUCUUUUGCUCGUAUCGAGAAAACUAUGUUUGACGCGAACGUUUAUACCAUAGGGUAUCUGUUCGAUGUCGUUGGAGGCACUCUAAUACUGGAUGAUUGCGAAGUCCAAGCCAACCAAGGUGGAUUUCAGGUUUUAGGCAACUCAGUAGUGGAACCAACUACGUUCAUUGUUAAAAAUACGUAUUUCGAGGUCAAUCAUCCAGAGAAUCAAUUGUUUAAUGUUGAAUCAAUUGAAUUGAAUAUUUACAAUUGCAUCUUUUCAUCGAAUGGCUCUCCUCAUUCAGUGGCAAUCAUUCAGGUCGCUAAAAGUGUUUUGGUUAUGGAUUUAGUUACGUUUUAUAAUCACGAACUAUAUGCAGAAUUCAGUUCGUCCAUAGCCGUACAGACCUCGUCUGUUACCAUUACCAACAGUAAAUUUUCACAAAAUGGUGGUAUGUACGGUGUAUUGUAUUUCGAUGGCAACACAGAUCGGCUAAUUGAAAUAAGUGGAUGUACUUUUGAUAUGAACUUUGCUAUCUCUGGUUCAGCAAUCUCUGCCUUUAACUCACAAAUGAUAUCGGUAAUGAACUCUACUUUUUCUUCAAACUCGGCCAAUCAACCAUACUCAACCAAAGAAUCGAUAGAUAUCAAUAAUUGUGGUGGUGCUAUUACCCUGGUAAAUUCAAAUAUGUGGUCAAACAAUAACAAUUAUUCUUUUAAUAAUGCUGGUCAAAAUGGUGGAGUGGUUUACGUAGCUCUAAAUUCCUACUCACUACACACCAACGAUAUAUUCAAUUCAAACACUGUUAGUUAUGGAUCUGGUGCAUGUUGUUAUGACGACACAAACUCUGGCAGAUGUGCAAUUGGAACAUGUGAUACACCAGAGUCUUGUGUAACCACUAAAAAUAAUACUAUCAUAGAUAACUAUGCAAUAUUUGGUCCAAUUUACGCAUCAGGUCCUGUAAGGAUGAAUAUUUCACUUGUUGGAACAACAACUAUUCAACCAAAUACAACAUUCGUAAUUCAAGUUGCUUUGUACGAUGCUUAUAAACAAAUUAUUAGUGUACUUCGUGAAUCGAUAUCUGUACAGGUCAUCAUAUCAAAGGUAGUCGAUGAUAAUUUGGUUUUCAUUUCAAAAGUAUAUACAGAGUCAACACAACAAGGAUGGGUUCAAUAUUCAUUGAGCCUCGACAUCCCAAUUGGAUUGGAACUUGUUUUCCAGGCUAAUACCACAAACAGAAACUUCUCUAGUACAUUGAGAGCAAAUUCAACAGGUUGUUUACCUGGAUAUUUCCCAGAGAUCACUUCGGGUAGCUGUGAGAUAUGUCCGGUUGGAACCUAUGGGUGGGAUGGUCAAACUUGCUACCUGUGCAGUCAAAUCGGUAUGGAAAAAGUUAGAUGUCCUGGUGGAAAUACAAUCACAACGAUGCCCGGAUUCUAUUUACUUCCAGAUGUAUAUCCACCAGAUAUCUACGAAUGUGCACCGACCAUCUGUGAAUUCAAUCAGUGUCGUGAGCAUCAAUACGGUUUGCUUUGUUCCAAGUGUGAAAACGAUUAUUUCAAAGUCAAGUCCUACUGUGAAUAUUGUCCAGAGGGUAGCAUGAACUAUUUACUGGUGGUUGGAAUACUUUUGUUCUUUACUGCCUACUUCCUGUUCCUCUCAAUCUACAAGAUUCCAUCGGGAACCGUUCUGUUUAAUUUCUUGGUGUGCGUUCAAAUGAUAUCAGUUAUUUCGUUUGACAUUAGAUAUGUAGCUAUCCUGCCUCUGUUCAAUUUCCAAAUUGACUUUUGGCCUACCAAUUUAUCGAAAUGGCUAUGUAUGGUGGGACAUUGUUUUGAUGGUUCGAUCGCUUUGUUUUAUUUUCACCACCAUCAGUACAAUCUACCAUUUGGAUACGAAAGCGUUGUUCCUCUCUACUUUUGGUUUGUUCUUUACCUGCCUGAAUUGGCUUCUGGCACCACACAGAGAUAA
Molecule: messenger RNA, 4464 nt
Organism: Heterostelium album PN500
Lineage: Eukaryota; Evosea; Eumycetozoa; Acytosteliales; Acytosteliaceae
Exons: 4
Coding region: 1-4464 (1487 amino acids)
Source: RefSeq, a predicted model, not a curated record